ACGGCAUCCAUCACCAGUACUGAGUUGCCAGUGCUUCAGUUUGGAUAAUCACAUAUAAAACCCACGGGCCGUGUUUGCCACCCCUCACCCGCUCUCCACAUGCACGUUGUGCUCUCAUCAUAUCUUAGUUGAUAUUUCAGUACCGCACAACUGCAGCAUCCUGCGGUACAUUAUACUGUCCAGUAAGAGAAGUUAAAACAACCACAAAGAUGGCCAACGAAUCUCAAAAGAUUCCAGUAGCCGCCUCCGAGGCCCGCCGAUUUGUCGAGGACAUUCUCCAGGGCAAUGGCGUGCCGCCCGAAAAUGCUGCAAUCGUUGCUCGCUGCCUCGUCGCCGCCGACCUCCGCGGCGUCGACACCCACGGGAUGAACCGCAUCCCCUCCUACAUGGAACGCAUCCGACAAGGCGUUCUCGAUGCGGCCGCACAGCCCGAACUCAAGCAAGUCACCCCCGUCGUUGCACAUGUCGACGGAAAGAACGGCUUCGGCUUUGUGGCGGCGAGCAUGGGUAUGGCGGCAGCAGUCGAAUCCGCCAAAAACUUUGGCAUCGGCAUGGCCAGCGUAUCGCAUUCGAACCACUUCGGCAUGAGCGCGUGGGUUGUGCAGCAGGCCUUGGAUGCGGACAUGAUGAGUUUGGUAUUUACCAACUCAAGCCCUGCGUUGCCGGCCUGGGGUGGCAAAAGCAAGCUCCUGGGGGUUUCGCCGAUUGCGUGCGGUGCGCCUGGGAAGGAUAAGCCUUUCAUCCUCGACAUGGCGCCAUCGGUCGCAGCCAGGGGUAAAAUAUACAAGGCCAAGAGACGGGGUGAAAAGAUUCCGCUCGACUGGGCUCUCGAUGCCGAGGGCCGGCCGACGGACGACCCAACCGCAGCGUUGGGGGGUGUCAUGCUCCCCAUGGGAGGCCCUAAGGGUUCGGCACUUUCCAUCAUGAUGGACGUCUUCUCGGGGGUCUUUUCGGGGUCUGCAUUCGCUGGCCAUGUGACUGGCCCGUACGAUCCUUCAAAGUCCUCAGAUGUGGGCCAUUUUCUCGUCGCCAUCAAGCCAGACCUAUUCAUGAGCCUGGAUGCCUUCAGGGAGAGAAUGGAUUAUUUGUAUCAGCGUGUUGUGGGUUCAGAGAAGGCUAUGGACGUGGAAAGGAUCUACUUUCCGGGCGAAAUCGAGCAACUAACCCAGCAGGAGAGAGAGGUGAGCGGUAUCCCUUUGGUACAGGCAGAGAUCGAUGCCCUCAAUGAAGAGGCGGAAAGAGUUGGUGCGCAGCGGCUGGCCCCUAUGACGAGUAGUUGAAUGGAGUAGCAACCGAAAUGCAUUUGAUGAUAAGAAGUAUGUCUCUUAUAUGGAACUCUGAGAAAAAGAAAUAGUGACGAGAUACACACCAGAUUUGGACAAUACAAUCGAUAGCCGAAGGCUUCCUUACAGCACCAAUGUGAACCGGCUGGCCUGUGCACUCAGCACCUCCCUUCCUCCUUCCUCCUUCCUCCUUCCUCCUUCCUCCUUCCUCCUUCCUCCUUCCU
Molecule: messenger RNA, 1507 nt
Organism: Colletotrichum navitas
Lineage: Eukaryota; Fungi; Ascomycota; Sordariomycetes; Glomerellales; Glomerellaceae
Product: malate/L-lactate dehydrogenase
Exons: 1
Coding region: 210-1280 (356 amino acids)
Molecular function (GO): oxidoreductase activity
Source: RefSeq, a predicted model, not a curated record